CUCGACUACUUUGUGCCCCCCCCAUCCACCGAGGGCGAAUCUUGCAACGAGCACACCAUGUCCAGACGGCGGUUUUUUGGGGGGACGUUGCAUGGGACGUUCUUAUCGCAAUGGAGCCAAUGAUGCACGUCUGGGACGCGCAAGCUGCCGUUGGUGCACUUCUUUACAUGUCUCCCGUGGCGCAGCUGUGUGCAUUCGCCGAUUCAUGCUGCUGUGGCCGCUGGCAAAGAUCUUGACAUCUCCGCGCCAUGCAAAGCCGUCACCAGGUCGAGACGCUGACAAGUUGGCAGCUCGCCUCGCCUAUGAGCGCGCCGCGCUGAAACAGGCGUGGACUCGGCUCGACUGGGUGCUCAAAUCAGCUUCAUUCAAGGUUCCAGCGACCCGAUUGUGGAAGCAUCCUCGCAGGGACAGCCACUUGUCAUGUACCCAUUCCCUCGUUCGCAUCAAGCUGCACGUCGAAGUUGCAAUGCAUGAACGAGCGAUGACAGUGGUGUCGACCGCGCCCGCUCCACAUCUGUGGCGUCAGCACCUACGUCGAGAUGUCUUGUUUCGAACACUCGUGAUUCAGGUCAAGUGGCUCGCGGCUAUCUUGGCCCAUGCCAAGACCGAGCUCGCGUCCGCUGCCACAUUUCGCCGGCGCUCUGCCGACGACUGCGUGAAAUCGACGCCGCAACUCCAUGCCGCGUUGCCAUUCCAUGACGACAUGACCCCGACCUACGCACCUCGAACCUUGUCUCGUUGGUACUCUGUGCUACAGCUACCCCUCCAAGACGUGCUUCCGCCCAACGACCACACGCCAUCCAUGGCGUACUUGUCCUUUGAGCUGUUUCUGCUCGAAACGGGGUUUGACAAGUCCGAUGUUGGCCAGCGCCUUCGCCACACAGCAGUCACAGCGCACACGGCCGAUCGCCCGGCCACGAUGCCGCCCUUGCAUGGCCUUGUCUUUGACAUCGCAGCCUACUUGAGCCACGAACACGGCGUCCUUCCUCCGUGCCGUCGUUCUACCCUCGACUGCCUCGUCCGCCAAAUGGUCCACGUGCGGCUGGCCGCCGCAUAUUGCCGCGACGCCGCGACCGUUGUCGCGUUGGCUGCGCGAAAGUAUGACGCGAUCAAGCCGCGCAUGUACGAGCUGGCCGUCCACGAUCUGUCGGAAGUGCAUAUUCAACAACCAGUCGUGUUGCCCCAAACUCGAGCAGCCCUCGAGGCGAUGCCGACGUUCAUGCCACAAGCGAUUGCAGCGGCGUACAUGGCAGCGAUCAGGCUGCUUCACGUGGAAGUGGGCGAAGCAUUGCACGUUCCUGCGUCGACCUUGUCGGCGGACGUGAUUCUGCCGUGUUUAGUUGGUCUGUUCGGACAAGCGUCGUUGCCCGACCUCGCACACCAGGUGCAUGCGAUGGAAAUGCACUUGCCGCCGUCGUGUGGCGAAGGUGAAGUUGCGUACUACAUCGCGCUGGCCCACGCCGCGCUCGGCGCCUCGUAG
Messenger RNA from Aphanomyces invadans, 1480 nucleotides. RefSeq lists its product as hypothetical. The transcript has a single exon. Bases 92 to 1480 code for a protein of 462 amino acids. The record is from RefSeq and is a predicted model, not a curated record. Lineage: Eukaryota; Oomycota; Saprolegniomycetes; Saprolegniales; Verrucalvaceae.